This is a messenger RNA of Capsicum annuum, 1088 nucleotides long. Its product is annotated as triosephosphate isomerase, cytosolic. The record is from RefSeq and is a predicted model, not a curated record. The coding region runs from base 193 to 957 and encodes 254 amino acids. Gene Ontology annotation, biological process: gluconeogenesis; glyceraldehyde-3-phosphate biosynthetic process; glycerol catabolic process. Gene Ontology annotation, molecular function: triose-phosphate isomerase activity. The transcript is spliced from 9 exons. Gene Ontology annotation, cellular component: cytosol. Lineage: Eukaryota; Viridiplantae; Streptophyta; Magnoliopsida; Solanales; Solanaceae.
AUUUUAAAAAAUAAAAAUAACUUAUUAGUUUUAUCUAAUUUUUGAAAAUUUUAGAAAUCUCAUUUUAUUACAAAUUUAUUUAUCAUUUUGAAUUCAAAAUUCCGUAACUCUGCAAAUAAGGUUUGUUCUAGUGCAUUCUUACAGCAAUACAACGCACCCCGCCCCUUCUACCUUCUUCUCAAGGAAAAACCAAUGGACAGAAAGUUCUUCGUCGGCGGCAACUGGAAAUGCAAUGGAACCGUGGAGGAAGUGAAAAAAAUUGUGACCACAUUGAGUGAAGCGGAAGUUCCAUCUGAGGAUGUUGUUGAGGUUGUGAUUAGUCCUCCAUUUGUAUUUCUUCCCUUGGUCAAAACGUUAUUGCGUCGUGAUUUCUCCAUUGCUGCACAAAACUGUUGGGUAAGGAAAGGAGGUGCAUUUACUGGCGAGGUUAGUGCUGAGAUGCUGGUCAAUUUGGGCAUUCCCUGGGUCAUCCUUGGUCACUCUGAGAGAAGGCUUUUAUUGAAUGAAUCAAAUGAUUUUGUUGCUGAUAAAGUUGCAUAUGCACUUUCGCAAGGCCUAAAAGUGAUUGCCUGUGUUGGGGAGACUCUUGAGCAGCGAGAAUCAGGAGCUACAAUGGCUGUUGUUGCAGCCCAAACAAAAGCAAUUGCAGAACAAGUCACACAUUGGUCCAACAUUGUUUUGGCUUAUGAGCCAGUAUGGGCCAUUGGAACAGGAAAGGUUGCUACUCCAGCUCAAGCUCAGGAAGUUCAUUUUGAAUUAAGGAAAUGGCUUCAAGUUAAUGUUGGUGCAGAAGUUGGUGCUACAACUAGAAUCAUCUAUGGAGGUUCUGUAAAUGGAGCUAACUGCAAAGAGUUGGCAGCGCAACCUGAUGUGGAUGGUUUUUUGGUUGGUGGUGCUUCACUAAAGCCUGAAUUCAUUGACAUCAUCAAGUCGUCAACAGUGAAAACAACUGCUUAAUUGGAAUUAGUGUUGAUACAAGGAGCCAUCUUUUCAUCUUUUCUUAGAAUGCUUUGUAUGUUUAUGGUAAAUCAUGCACAAAAAUUUCAUUUGAAAUAUAGACGGUGAUCUUUGCAACUUGCCUGCAUUAA